AUGCACCCCUACGAGAUCCUCCUCCUCACCCUUCUCGCCACUCCCACCACCGCCCAUGGCGUAGUCACCCUGGUCCGCGGUGCCAACGGCGUCGACAUGCCCGGCCUCUCCAUCGCCGACGGCACUCCCCGCGACUGCUCCACCAACCGCUGCGGCUCCCAAGCCGACACGGCCAUCAUCCGGGACCGCGAGAUCCGGUCGGGCCAGACAGGCCCGCUCGGCCGCACCCAGGGCAACGGCCCCAUCGACGCCGCCACCAUGGUCGCCGCCUUCAUGGGCACUCGGCGCCGGGCCGUUGUCAACGCGGCGAAUGCGUCCGUCGGCGUGGACGAUGAUUUGGCCGGGUUGCAACGUGAUGCUAGUGGGAGUGCCGUUGCGACGGAGAGCAAUGUUGCGGCUAUGGCUGGCCAGGGGGCGACGUCGGGUUUGCCGACUUGUGCGGAUGAUGGGACGAUUGAGAUGGUCUUUCAUCAGGAUGGCGCUGGCCCCCUUGAUGCUGCCAUUGAUGGCACGUCCGGCGGCACUGACCCGGCGGCGUUCCAGCGCGCUCAGGUGACGCAGGACGUGCCGGGCUUUGGGUUCCAGGGGCUCAGUCUGGCGACUAGCAAGGACUUUCCUCUGACGGUGCAGAUGCCGCAGGGCAUGACCUGUGAUGCGACGGUUGCCGGCGUGGACAAUGUCUGCAUUGUGCGCGUGCGCAACGGCGCUGCGGCUGGGCCGUUUGGCGGCAGUGCUGCCUUCACCAUGAGCGCAGCAGCUCGGAAGCGGGCCGUGGCUUACCGCCUCAAGAAGAGGGCUCAGACCUUCAAGGCCUAA
Chaetomium globosum CBS 148.51 is the source of this 816-nucleotide messenger RNA. RefSeq lists its product as uncharacterized. Bases 1 to 816 code for a protein of 271 amino acids. The record is from RefSeq and is a predicted model, not a curated record. NCBI's taxonomy places the organism in Eukaryota, Fungi, Ascomycota, Sordariomycetes, Sordariales, Chaetomiaceae. The transcript is spliced from 4 exons.